Messenger RNA from Sturnus vulgaris (Common starling), 990 nucleotides. Lineage: Eukaryota; Metazoa; Chordata; Aves; Passeriformes; Sturnidae. The record is from RefSeq and is a predicted model, not a curated record.
GCAGCGAUGGCACACAAGAACGUGAGCUAUUACCGGGAGCAGUACAAGGAGAGGCUCCUGCCCCUGCUCAGGGAGCUCCGGGCAACAGAGGAGGACUCCACGAACUCGUUCAUCUGCGUCCUGAAGAAGAUGAAAGAAGUGCGACUGAUGGAGAAGGUUGUGGAAGAGACAGAGGAGGCCUUCACAGAGAGGAUGGAGGCCCUUGCUGAGCAGUGGAGGGACCUGCAUGCCAGGAGGGCCCAGCUGAAAGCCCACGUGGUAACAUCUGGAACAACUGUAAAGGAGAACGAAAGGCUGCGAACCCAAGCUCUGAAGAAAGCCAAAGAAGAGAAAGAGGAGAAUACAAAAAAGGAGAGUGAGCUCUUGAGGGCAAGGAAGGAACUGGAAGCCCUCAGAAAACAGCACCAGAAACUCUCCAAAAAAUUGCUGAAGUACUCCUUGUUCAAGAGGUACCUGGAGAAUGUGGUGGAGAAUUCACAGUUCCAGGACAUCGAGGAUGUCAUUUCCUACUACAAGGCCCUGGUGAGGACACGCAAGGACCUGCUGCAGUCCCAGUGGUGGCACCGGCAGCUGAUGGAGCAGGCCAAGGUCCUGCAGCAGCAGAUCAGGGCAGAGAAGGAAGCUGAGAUGCUUCAGUGCAAGAAUGACCUGGUGCAGCUCAAAGAAUCUUUGGACCAGGCUCAAAGCGACAUCCACCAGUGGGAGGAUCGCUGGGCCGAGGCCCAGGACAGCGCUGCCAGGAAGGCCACGGAGCUGAAGUCUCUCAGCAUGGCCGUCCAGAGCCUCUUCCAGGCCGCCAGCACUCGGCUCCAGCCAAAGGACAAGGUGGCAGCUGGGGACAGCCACAGGCAGCUGGACAUGGUACAGCCAGGGCAGAGCCUGCUCCCUGCUAGGAAAAGCAGCAGGAAUGGCUCUCCCAAGAUCCAGCAGUUCAUCUACGACCUCCAGGACUUCACGGAGGACAUGAAGGAGCGCAGCCAACCUCUGUGA